AUGUCAUAUGGCUUGGUGUCGGGUUGGGAUGAGGACAUAUUUGGCGAUGGCCGGGGCAACUUGCCGCUACCAUUUUCCGGGAGUGCAAAAGCCAAGGGCUUGAGCAGCGCAACUUUGUCCAAAGCUUCCGAAUUGUUGUGGCGUGCGUCUGAUGCUUCACGACUGGCACAUGUAUCCGUUGCCUUAGACGUCUCCGAGGAUGCUGAUGAUCCAGUUGCCCCGCUGCUUGCGCAGCCCCAUGCCACAAACAACGAAGACAAGGCUGUUGCAGCGACUUCAGUCACCCUGGACAAGGCAAGACGUGAACCCGCCAAUGCUGCUCAGCUAGGUUCUUCGCGCGCAUCUGCUUGCGCGGGGUUGCUGGCCAUGCCUGUUGUUGGCCACGAUGGCUCUUCGCGCAUUCGACUUGUGCGUCUGGUUCAGCAGACGGAGGCAUCUGAAUUCGAGGAUGGAUUGAGAUCAGAGAUUCCUGUUGGCGAGGCGCUCCUGGAGGCACAGCUGGACUCCGGUCUGUCGGCAUCGACGUCAUCAUCUGCAGUGCCUGAAGGUGCUCCACCCUUGUUGAGACCUUCGGCUGCUGAUCCCAAGGUACUCCUCGAGAGGUACAUCCAGUUGGCAGGCUCAUGUUUUGGCGCCGAUGGCGCUGAUGACUUCGAGCUUCUCAAGGCCCUCUUUGACGCCGGAGGCAAACGGCAGGUCAUGCACAGACUGAGUGCGUGGCUUGCCCGUGUCAAUAGGAGAACUGUGGACAAGCACUUGCGGGGGCAGCUCGCAUCCGAACCUCGUGCCAGUCCGCGUGGAAUUGAGGCAGCUUUUCAUCAUCUAACCGCAAACUCCCCGCGCCGAGCCUUGCGUGCGCUGCAAGAAGCAGCAGGAUCAGGACCACACUUUGAUCGCUUGGCAGCAAUUCUUGCUGCUUGCGGUGGUUCUCCGGUUCCUGGUCGCGAGCAGCGUCGAUGGCUUCGGAAGCAAGUUGAAGACUGGAGGCGGCAAAGAGUGCAAGAGCUCAUGGGGUCAGACCUUUGGCGUCUCUACAGCUUGCUUGCGGGUGAUACCCAGGUAGCUUGCGACGCGCUGGACUGGCGUACUGCGUUUGGGGUCUUUUUCUGGUAUGGGCAGUCAGAAGAGGAUGUCCAUGCCGGGACAGGCACCUGCGAACACGCUCUGGAACGUGUGGUCCAAUCCUUUGUAGCAAAGCAGACAAGCUCCUCCCGAGUCCGUCCGGUGCCAGCUUACGCUCUCCAAGAUCGUCCUGAGCAAAGGAUAUCGCGUUCGGCGGAACCCAUGGUUUUCAAAGCUGGCAAGGAAGAGCCUACAGCGUUGCAGUUCCGUGCAAUUCAGAUGGCUGCCGGAUGCUUAAGUGCCUGUGACAUGAGCAGCUUCGACUACAUGACACACUCGAAGAGUCCUCAAAAUGUUGCAUUAUCGUGGCAUUUUGUUGUCGUUUUGCUGGCAUUGUUGGGCGAAGCUGAUGGUGCAGCCCAUUUUGAUGGAGAAUCUUUCCAGCGCUUGACACAGCAGUAUGCGCAGCUGCUAGAACAGCAAGGAAAGGAUGAAUGGGCAGUGUAUGUCGCUCACUUUGUCAGCGAAGACAGGGCCCGCGCUGCCAUGGUGCGGCGUUUGCUCAUAACUCAGGCCAAGGCAACUCAGUGGGAUUUUGGGAAGGAGGUGAGGCCGCGCUGGCCAAGCCUGCCUCCGUCUGGGCUUUGGCAUGCCAGGGCUCUCGCCUGCGAGCAGGUGCACGACUGGUGCGGUGCACUAGAGUGCUGGCAGCAGUGCGGCGGUGAGGAGGCGCGGGCUGUCACGCUCGCCUGCGGAUAUUUGCUCAGUCCUGCUCUGCUGGGGCACGCCUCUUCGCCCUUCAAGCAUGGAGCUGUUGAGGCUAUCCAGCUUUCGCCAAUGAACCCGGCCGCCAGAUGGCUGCACAGAUCCUUGGAGGCGGUCAUGACUUCAAUCACAAAUGCACUGGUUUCGUUGUUGGUUGCUGUUCCAUAG
Symbiodinium pilosum is the source of this 1995-nucleotide messenger RNA. The record is from the annotation of a GenBank genome assembly. NCBI's taxonomy places the organism in Eukaryota, Dinophyceae, Suessiales, Symbiodiniaceae.